UUGUUAUGCCUCCUAUAAUGAGGUUUGUCUACAUGAUGCGUGUGAUCAACUUUUUGAUCAGUCCAUCUGAAUGCUUAAGCAGGACAGACAUCUCAGUGUGUUUCUUCAGAACUUCAAGAAGACUCAAUGGCUAGCAAGACAGUAAAAACAUGUGCCAUCCCAAAAUGAACAGUCUCGUAUUACUGACCACACUGUGUCUAAUGACCACCGGUACUCUUUGCGGCCGUCGUCAUCUUUGGAGCUCCUCUGGCAGUGAUGAGAGGAACUAUCCGUACCCCUUUCCUUCUGCUUAUCCAUACCUGCUGAGGCCGGCUCCACCUGGUCCUCAGUUCCCGCUAUGGCCACUAUUCAUCGCCCUGCUGCCACGUCCUGCCCCAGCACCGGCACCAGCUCCAGCACCGGCGCCAGCAUCCACACCCAGGCCCACUGUCAGAACAACCUCCCGCUGUGUAGAUGCUGGAUGUUGAAUGCUUUUGAACACGAUCAGUGGGCAUUGAUUGUUAGCCAUGUAUUGGUACCAAAUUA
This is a messenger RNA of Triplophysa rosa, 525 nucleotides long. RefSeq names its product keratinocyte proline-rich protein. The coding region runs from base 150 to 467 and encodes 105 amino acids. NCBI's taxonomy places the organism in Eukaryota, Metazoa, Chordata, Actinopteri, Cypriniformes, Nemacheilidae. The transcript is spliced from 4 exons. The record is from RefSeq and is a predicted model, not a curated record.